AUGGCGGAAUCAUUUCCAUCGACCAUUGCCACUAACAUUUUGUCAAAGAUAGCCUUUCUUUCCAAAAAAGAAAAGAGGCCGUUGUGGGGUAUUCCGGAAGAAAUAACGGAGCUCCAAAAAACCUUGUCGAAAAUCAAAGUCAACCUCUUGAAUGCCGAGAAAAAGCAGGCACAGAACGGCGUGCUGCAGGAAUACCUUAAACAGCUUUCAGAUCAGUUGUAUGAUGCUGAGGACGUGGUGGAUGAAGUGGAGUGCGAACUGGGGAAACCAUCGGCGAAGCCAAAAAGAUUCUUUCCGAUAUGCUCAUAUAUUCCUCUUGUUAAGGAAAGUAGAAAACUCGAUGAUAUUAUAGAAAAGUUGGAUGAAAUAGUAGCUGCUGUUAAGCUUAAAUGUGGUGAUGUUUGGAGAGAUAAUUUGGAGGAGAUGAUGAUAAAUCACACCUGUGUUGGUGCUUCAGAAGUUUUCGGGAGAGACGGUGAUAAGGAAAAAAUUAUAAACUUUUUGAAGCAACCAAAAAAUGAAGGUGAAAAGGUCUCUGUCAUCACCAUAGUUGGCGGUGGAGGUAUUGGAAAAACCACUCUAGCCAAAUUGGUGUAUAGUGACAAAAUGAUAGACGAACUCUUUGAUCUAAAGAUGUGGGUACGUGUACCUGAGGACUUUGAUAUAAUUACUUUGAUGAAAGAAACUUGUACUUCUGCAACUGGUCAAAAUCAAGCUGGAUUAGCCGUCAAUGUGUUAGAAGAUCGGUUGCUGGAUCAAUUGGGUGGUAAGAAAUUUUUGUUAGUCUUGGAUGAUGUGUGGAAUGAAAAUUAUGAUAAAUGGGACAAAUUCAAAAACUUAUUGACGCAGAAACCCAAUGGGAGCAAAAUUGUGGUUACUACACGUAGUAAUCAAGUAGCGAAAGUAAUGGGCGCGGUUGACAAGUCUGUUUUAGAAGGCCUUUCCCGAGAAGACUCUAUAUUGUUGUUUGAGAAAUCGGCGGCUUUUACAGAUGAACAAAGCACAGAUCAAGAGCUCAUUGAAAUUAGGGAUGGAAUUUGGGAAAAAUGUGGGGGCAAUCCUUUAGCUGUGAAAACUUUAGGAACCCUACUUCAUCAAAGCAGAGAGCCGUCUAUUCGGUCGCUAAUUAAAGAAAACAGAGAAUGGAGUCAAGAACAAGCGUUGAAGUUGAGUUACGCUCAUUUGCCAUCCCGUUUGCGAAGAUGUUUGGCAUAUUGUUCCUUGUUUCCUAAGGGUUAUUGCUUCAACAGUAAUUAUCUGGUCUGUCAUUGGAUGGCGCAUGGUUUUCUUGCUACUGAUAAUAAAAAGAAAGAGUCGGAAGCGCAUGGUUUUCUUGCUACUGAUAAUAAAAAGAAAGAGUCGGAAGCGCAUGGUUUUCUUGCUACUGAUAAUGAAAAUAAAGAGUUGGAAGAAGUUGGGUUGCAAUAUUUCAACGAAUUAAGUUCGAGAUGUUUUUUUCAAGAUGUUGAAGAUCAUGGUUAUUUUUUUACAUUUCAGAUGCAUGACUUUGUACAUGAUCUUGUCCUCAAAGUAGCACAAACAGAAUGCGAAGCGGUAGAUCUCAGAAUCCAAAAAAUUGAAAGAAAUGCUCGACAUUUGUCAUUUCUCGACAUCGAGGAUUCUGGUCCAGAAGCAUCUAUUUCCAAGAAAUUGCGGACCAUCAUCAUGCAAGGUAUACUAUCUGAGCAUGUUACUACGGCCUUCCUUAAUGCAUGGAUAUCAAAUUUUAAGUACCUCAGGUUGUUAUGCUUCAAUUGUCUUCAAUUUGAAGUGUUGCCAGUUUCUAUUGGUGCACUGAUACAUUUGAGAUAUCUAGACUUAUCUUGGAAUUUACGUUUGAAGGAAAUUCCUGAGCAUAUUUCUAAACUUCUGAAUUUACAAACCUUAAUACUUCUUGGUUGUUCAAAUCUUCAGAAGUUAUCUCACAACAUGCAGAAGAUGACCAGUCUUAGAUAUUUGGAAAUAACUAUAAAAGAGAUUGGAGAAUGGAUACAAAGUUUCACCGGCCUCCGAACAUUGGUUUUGCAAGGUUGUGAUAGCUCGAACUCAUUGCCAUACAAUAUAAAAGAUCUGAAAGGAUUGAAGAAGCUGGUGAUACACAGUUGUCCGAAGAUUAAUCUGAAGAAAAAUAUGCAAGGCGAAGACCCCAACUAG
Messenger RNA from Pistacia vera, 2154 nucleotides. RefSeq names its product putative disease resistance protein RGA3. The record is from RefSeq and is a predicted model, not a curated record. The coding region runs from base 1 to 2154 and encodes 717 amino acids. Gene Ontology annotation, biological process: defense response to other organism. Gene Ontology annotation, molecular function: ADP binding. The transcript has a single exon. NCBI's taxonomy places the organism in Eukaryota, Viridiplantae, Streptophyta, Magnoliopsida, Sapindales, Anacardiaceae.